Messenger RNA from Hemiscyllium ocellatum (epaulette shark), 2604 nucleotides. RefSeq names its product protocadherin alpha-C2-like. Gene Ontology annotation, molecular function: calcium ion binding. The transcript is spliced from 3 exons. NCBI's taxonomy places the organism in Eukaryota, Metazoa, Chordata, Chondrichthyes, Orectolobiformes, Hemiscylliidae. Gene Ontology annotation, biological process: homophilic cell-cell adhesion. Bases 1 to 2604 code for a protein of 867 amino acids. Gene Ontology annotation, cellular component: plasma membrane. The record is from RefSeq and is a predicted model, not a curated record.
AUGUCGCGAUCAGACUGCCAUUGGAUGUUGAACAAGCCAGCGAUACCGUCCAUCUUUUUGCUUUGUUUCUGGAAUCUCGCUACGGGGCAGCUUCGCUACUCCAUUCCUGAAGAGCAAGAGCCCGGUGCGUUAGUAGGAAAUAUCGUACAAGACUUGGGAUUGAAGGUGGAGGAACUUAUACGCCGUAAAUUUAGAAUUGUCUCUGAUUCGCCAGCGCAAAACCUGAAUGUUGAUCUAAAGAGCGGAAUCUUAAUUGUGGAAGGUCGAAUAGACAGAGAACAACUCUGUGGGCAAAGCUCGACCUGUUUAGUGCCUGUACAGGUCGUAAUUGAAAAUCCUGUCGAACAAUAUCGCGUGGAUGUCGAAAUUCUGGAUAUAAACGACAAUCCGCCUAGAUUCCCGGUAAGUGAAAUCCGUUUGGAAAUUGCUGAAUCAGCCAUACCUGGAACGCGCUUUCUGUUGCAGAACGCGCACGACUCUGACGUGCAAGCUAAUUCCCUUCGCACGUACCAAUUGACUCCAAAUGAUCAUUUUAGUUUAGACGUGCAGUUUCGCGGAGAAACAAAAUUACCAGAAUUAAAACUGGACAUGUCUCUUGAUAGAGAAGAGCAAUCAGAGCACAGCCUGUUGCUUACAGCUCUUGACGGCGGAUCUCCAAUGAGGACAGGUACCACCCAUGUAAUUAUUAAUGUCUUGGAUAUUAAUGACAAUGCACCUGUUUUCGAACAAUCUUUGUAUGUUGUCAAUCUAAAUGAAAACGUGUCUUCGGGAUCUCUGGUGAUUAAACUUAAUGCGACUGACCUGGAUGAAGGGUCCAAUGACGAUAUCGUAUAUUCUUUCAGUAGUUAUAAUAAACAGAGGAUCCAUGAACUUUUUAGUAUUGAUGCCAUUUCAGGUGAAAUCAGGGUCAGCGGAAUGCUGGACUUUGAAGAAGUAAAUACUUACGACAUUGAUGUGGAAGCUAAGGAUAAAGGUUCCUACCCUUUAUCCACACACUGCAAUGUUCGAGUGAAUAUCAAAGAUCUGAACGAUAAUGCACCUAAUAUUACUUUAAAUUCCAUUGCGAAAGAAAUACGUGAGGAUGCUUCGAGAGGAACAUUGAUAGCUUUAAUCAACGUGAAGGACAAGGAUUCUCAUGAAAAUGCUUAUGUUGAUUGCCGCAUAUCUCCAAAUCUCCCAUUUGUUCUUAAAUCAUCUUUCAAGAAUUCUUACAUGUUGGUGUUAAAUGAUCCAUUAGAUCGGGAGCGUGCUUCUGAAUAUAAAAUUGUGGUAACGUGCUACGAUCGAGGGAAUCCUCCACUGACUUCCAACGCAAAUAUAGUUGUUCACGUUUCAGAUAUAAACGACAACGCGCCCAGAUUUCUGCAGCCUUCAUACACCAUUUAUGUGAUGGAAAACAACGCACCAGGCAAUUCAAUUGGGGUAGUGAGAGCCUUCGAUCCUGACAUGGAUGAAAACUCACAUCUUUCUUAUUCCAUUGAGGAGAGUGAAGUAAAGGGGACGCCAAUCAGUACAUAUGUGUCUAUCAAUUCUAAAACUGGAGUUAUCUAUUCACAAAAGAAGUUCGAUUACGAACAACUUAAACAUUUUCAAGUCCACAUCCAAGCUCAGGAUGGUGGAGUUCCAUUACUUUCCAGUAAUACUACUGCGAACGUGAUUAUCCUUGAUCAGAAUGAUAACCCUCCGGUAAUAAAAAUGCCCAAGUCAAUGAAUUAUCCUCAAAUAGCUGUGCCCCGGUCUGCAGCUCCGCGACACCUGACGACAAAGAUAAUUGCUUCUGAUGCUGACUCUGGACAGAAUGCACGGCUUUUCUAUCAGAUUGUGCAAGCCACUGAUCCCAGUCUAUUCACAGUAUCACACAAUUCAGGCGAAGUUCGCACUGCUCGCCAUUUUAAAGAAAGCGAUGGCAUUUCACAAAAACUCGUCAUACAGGUGAGCGAUAAUGGACAUCCACCACUCUCUGGCACUGUUACUCUUACGAUUUCCGUCGUUGAACAGAGCGCAGAAAUUCGCUCAAAUUUUGCUGAACCGCAUAAGGAAUUAGAAAACGUUACCGAUUUCGCAUUUCAUAUAGUUAUUACUUUGGGAGUACUAUCGCUCAUACUUCUAGCUAUUAUUGUUGUUCUCAUUGCUCUCAUUUGGCCUGUUAACAGACACAUUGCAUUCUCCAGACGUUGCGCCAUUGUGAGAUGCUGCUGGGCCAGUGAAUUGGAAACCAAGAAUAGAGUCCAAGGCUCGAACGUCAACCUGCAAAUUGUGCCUGAUCUUAAAGUUAUUGCGAAUGUCCUUGAGGUAGAAGGGAAUGGAUGCGUUUUAGAUACAUAUCAAUAUAAACUUCACUCGGCACCUCAGGUUGGCGCAUUGGAGUACAUGGUUGUCGCACCAUUCAGCCCAGGGACGUCAGGAACAAAUGUCAGGAAUAGUAGACCAGCUUUGGCAGAACGUGACAUAAGAGCGACUAAUGACUGGCUUACGAAAAUAAAUAAGCCUGAAACCCAAAAAUCCCAGAACGUGUUGAUUGCUAAACCAGCUCGAUACGAUUGGGAACAAGAAGAGAAAUCGUUGGAAAAAUUCAUCGGUGUCCAGCAGUACCUGUGGAGAUAA